UACGAUUGUUGUUGAAUAAAUAAUUUAUAAUACUUUAUGAUCAUAUUUGAUUUGUUUAUUGUAUGAACUAUAAGCUGUGUUGUCUUUAAAGUGAUUAUCUAACUUGACCAUUAUCAAGCAAAUGUUUGUCAUACUGAGUUUUGUAACCGGAAGCGUAAAAUUUACACAAAUACGCAUGCGUAUUCUUAUUAAAUCAAAAUGUCAUAAAAAAUAAGUAAUAAUUGUAUAAUUUAUCAGAAAGUAAAUUCUUAUUUGGAAUACGAUUAAAUUGAACUUACAAAAUUUGUGCUUAUCUUUUUACUUGAAACAAUAUCAUUAUGAUAAUAAUUACUUUUCGUACUAGUGAAUUUUAGUGCUGCCAUAUUGCCCGCCCGGAUAUCGAUUGUCAUUAUUUAUAUAUAUCGUACGUUUCCUCUUCAGUCAUUGAUUCACUUUUUACAUUUUUACAGUAAUGAGAGAGAUACGUUAACUUAGUGUUACGAUAAUAUAAGAAGACGUGGCGGGGUGGUAUAAAUGUGAGGAGGUAUUGGUAAAAUACAUAAGCGACAACGAAGACAACGACGACGACGACGACGACGACGACCAAGUACCGGUGGGAUUUGAGUGGGAGUGUAAGGGAGAAAUGACGGAUAGUCAGCAGCAGUUUUGCUUGCGGUGGAACAACUUUCAGGCAAAUAUAACAAGUCAAUUUGAAGCAUUACGCGAUGAUGAGGACUUUGUGGACGUCACCUUUGCCUGUGAUGGGAGGAGGCUCCAGGCUCACAAGGUCGUUCUUUCGGCUUGCAGUCCGUACUUCAAGGAGUUGUUCAAGACAAAUCCUUGCAAACAUCCGAUAAUUUUUAUGAGGGAUGUAGAAUUCGAACAUCUACAAUCUUUGUUGGAAUUUAUGUAUGCUGGUGAGGUGAAUAUUUCUCAAGCAGAAUUACCGACUUUUCUACGCACUGCUGAGUCGCUUCAAAUUCGCGGACUUACAGACUCACAAAAUCAACAAAACAACGAAAAGCACUCUAAAACUAACAAUAUUCAUCCUUCAAAUGGCCGUGGGUUAAUUUCACCUAACUUUGAUGAGGAUCGCAGCAGAACUCCACCAGCAUCGAGUCCACCACCUCUUAAAAGGCUGUGUAAAAAAAGUGAUUCACCGAAAAACUCUAGUCCAUUACCCGCAGUUGCGCCUUGUACCACUUCCACUCCUCGUACUCGCCCCGUAAUUGAGCCACAAGUUCAGCUCGAUUGUUACAAAGAUCUCGAUAUUGUUGAGCCUAAGGUAGAACUACCUGAGUAUGGUAGCGAUGAAGAUUACUCACCAAAGCAAGAAGUUAAUGCGGUACCUGGAGGAUUUAUCAGUUUGGACGGGGGCAUGGAAGUUUUGCCAACUUACCCAUCGCCUUAUCAAGGGAGUGGACUGGAAGGAGGGAUACCAGGCCCAUCACACGGGAAUGCUGAACCAAAUCAAGAGCAAGCUGACCUGCGUAAACUGCACUCGCUGGACCCACGCCCUUGUCUUGUGUGCAACCGCAUGUACAGUAACUUGUCCAACCUGCGGCAGCACAUGCGCCUCAUCCACAACCCUCAGAGUGUCACAUGCCCCAUAUGUAGCAAGUCCUUCAAGACCAAGCUAUAUCUCAAGCGUCAUCUGGUCAGCUUCCAUGACAUCAAUCCUAUCGACCGUCGGCUUCAAGAGGAAAUUUAUCAACAUCAGGUUAAAAUUCCAAAACAGGAACAAACUGUGCCUCCACUACAUCAACAACAACAACAGCAACAACAACAACAACAACAACAACAACAACAACAACAACAACAACAACAACAACAACAACAACAACAACAACAACAACAACAACCGCAACAACAACAACAACAACAACAGUCCCAACAACAACAACAAUCGCAUCUUCAAAUUCAAAAUGGCAUCGAAACAUCGAUGUCUUCGCAAUCUGCUCAACAAAAUCAAAAUCAGAUUGAGGGCAAUCAAAUCCCGCCAACGGCGUCGUUACAACACCAUCUUGGUAGUCCCGAAGAAGUUGUAACUGAUGAAGGUAGCAGUGAGGAGAAGCUUCGAGCUUUUCAUGCUCAUGUUGGUGAUAGCGCGUAUCCUGUUGAGGUAGCUCAAAUCGGUGACUCAAAAAGUUUCGCUGGUGGUAUGCUUCAAUUUAAUGCGUCGUACUAAUUGUUUACGUUGUCUUAAUCAUUAUUAUUUAUUCUUAGUAUUUUAUUUUAAAAUGCGAAUAGGGUUAGUGCUCUUCGAUUGCAUUUAUCCUAUUAAUUUUCAAUAAUUUUAUUUUGAAUUUUUUUUUAUAAAUUGCCAAGCAUAUAAUUUGUGAUAUGAUUAAAAAAGAGAGAAUGAUUAUUUUUUAGUGAACUUGUGAUUAAAUAGUAAACGUAUCUUUAUUACUUGAUUAAUGAUUUUAGUAGUAUUAACUAAAAAUAAGGCUGAUACUGUGUAUUAAUUACGGUCGGGAACCGAAAAGACACGGAUAAACGUACAAUUCGAAAUUUUUCCUCUACGAGUGAAGACAUAAUAAUUUAGUAUAACUGUUACGUAAAUAAUUUUUUACGAACUUGAAACUUCAAUUUAAAUGUAGGUUGUACAUACAAUUUUUCGGAAAAAACAUAUUGAUUGUACGUGACACUCGUGUCAAGUUUUAAAACAAAAAGAAAAAAGACAAAAAAAAAAAUAAAAUGAAAUAAAAAAAUGAAUAAACGAAAAAAAAAAAAAAAGAGGAGAGAAGUGACUAAAUAAUGCCGUAGGUGGAGCAGCCAUCCCACCUCGUACUGAUAAUUUUUCCGCAGCCAGUUAUAAUAGUAAUAAUAAUAAUAAAAAGAAAAAAUCAUAAACAAAUGGUAAUAGUGCAGAAAAAAGCCUUGUUAAUUCCUUUGAUGCUAUACAGUGUUACACAGACUACAGAUAUUUACAACAAUAUUAUAUUCUUACAGAGAAUUAUAUUUACUUUAUAAUAAUUGCAUUUUGAUGUGUAUUGGAAGAAAAUUUUAAAAUAGAAUCAUGACAGACAGAAAAAAACAAAAAAAUAAAAAAAAACGAAUAAUCAUAAAAUAUGUUUUCACCAUGCACAUUGAUUGCAAUAUACAGCCAAUCGACAGCUCAACAGAGUAAUAAUAUUUAUUAUUAAACAGUUAUCAACUACAAACCGUGAUUGCAAACAUUGCAGCAGAUUUAAUUAAACAGUAUAUUAUAAGGGAGCUUUUGGGUCUGUGUCAAUUUUUUCCAUUAAUAAUUAAAAUCAAUACCUAUAUUGUUUUUACUUCAUAUAUAUAAUAUAAUCUUUAUAGUAAUUAUUUAUAUUUGUUAACAAUAUUCUUUAUUCCAUAUGUACAAUAAUAAUAGUAAACAUACAAUAAGCCGUGAUAAUUUGUUGAAUUAAAGUUGGCAUUAAAAUUGGAUUUUAUUGUCACAGACUCGCUCCAUGCAACUCCAUAGCCAUAGUACCAUACAGUACAACUCAGGACUUUUUAUAUUAUAUUUUACAGAUGACAAUAGUUCCAUAAGUACGAUCUAUUAAAAGAUGUUAAAUGUUAUCGAGUUUGAUUAUUAUUUUUUUUUUUAUAAAAUAUAUCAUUAACACGAUAAUAUUUAUUGAAAUCUUGAGAUCGCACUGAUCACAUUGACAGGCUCCUUUACCUCACAUACAAUCAAAUAAAAAACAGAUUACAACUAUAUAUUAUUAUAUAUUAAAAUAAGUAAUACGUUUUACAAUAGUAUCGGAUAAAAAUAAGUUUUGCAAUGUCUGCAAAACUUUCAUUUUUUUAAAUCACACUUUCUUUAGUUAAAAAUAUAUAUAAAAAAUUAAAUUUUUUAUCAACUUAACAAAUGCCUAUAAUACCAAUACUACGAUACAAAACAAUCUUUAUUAUCUGUUAUUAUAUUGGUAAGCAAAUUAUUACAAGAAAACAUUUUUUUGCAUAUUUUUUGUUACAAUAAAGAAUAAGAAAAGAAACUACAGAUAUAAAUGCAAUAGAUAAUUUGGUUACAAUAUUGAAAACGGGAUGCCCAGCAACAUUAAAUGACAAGUAGUUUACCGAAAUAAGAUUAGAUUAUAAAUGUUGCAUAUCAUAUUAUAAUAUUGUUAUAGAUUUUUGCCAAGCAGUGUUUAGAAGCACCCAAUCUCGAGUUGUUUGGAUCGUACCCAUAUUGCAAUAAUACAAUUAUUAAAGUCAAUAGAUUAAAGAAGGAUAAUAAAUGACUGAAUGGCCUAUGUAAUUUUUUAAUUGAGCCAUAAUCGCUGGCCGAGCCACCGAUAAUUGUGAUCAAUAUUUUUUCACAGAUAUGCAUCGAUAAUUUACAGAUUAUAUAAUUAAUAAUUAUAAGCAGAGUUUAUAAAUAAAAACUUUACGUUGACGCGUACAAGUUAACCAUUCGAUCCGACACUCGAGAUCCAUUUACAUACAAUUAACUAAUAUCAAGAAAUGAUACGUUGGACAAUGUCGCUUAGAAUGAAUAGCAAAACGAUCAUUUCAUUGAGACAGGUUGAACUUCGCUGGGCAUUAAACACAAACCGGUUACCUAGUUAUAUCAUUAAUUCACAGUCCAUUUUUGUCGUAUUUUUACGAUAUUUAAUUGUUUAUCUUCAUAACAAUUAAAUUAAGAACAAGUUGAAAAAAAUAAUUAAAUAAUUUAAAUAUCAGAGCACAAACAUUUGAAAAAAAAAAUAAUAAAUAAAUAAUAGAAAAGGCAAAAUAAUCUAGCCAAUUACGUGCAGCAAGUUGUAUAAAUUUUUUUUUUAACUUUGAUAUUUAGUUCUUGAAUAUACGAGUUAUUUUUGGGAAUUAGUCACGGAACUGACAAAAAAGUUCAAUGAGAUCCCUUUCGUGUACUUGAGAGUGAAUAUAUAUUUUUUUAUUUUAACCGAUUAUUUUUUUUUUACAAUUAAAUUUUUUAUUUUGAAAAAAUUUAUUAUUUAUGUUUUCAUAAUCUUAAAUAUUUUUAUUAAGCCCGACUACGAGUUUAUUUAAAAAAAAAAAAAAUUUACUUUGAAAUGAGCAAAAAAUUUCCUCAUGUUUUUGAGAUUGAAAAUCAUUAAGUUAAAAACAAAAUUUUUAUUUUAAUUUAAAUAUUUUUCGCUUGAUAAGUUAAAAUAAUUGAACGAUAUAUAUCGUAUGAAUUAAUAUUUUUUAAUUAUGUGAUGUAUAUAUGUAAAUUAUGCAUUUGUAUUCACGUUAGAUAUUAUUCUUGUAUUCAUGUGCUACGUUUAACGAUUAUUUAUAGAUAAGCUUAGAACAAAAACAAUCUUUUUCUAAGAGCACUUUGUCUGUAUCUUCUUGUAAAUUUAUCUGGACACUGUCAAGUAUUUUUUUUUUAAUUGUUUGCGGAUGAAGGUAAUACUGAACUAAUAAUAUUUCCAAUUAUAUUAUAUACACAUAAAUAAAUACAUAAAAUAUAUUUAUUUAUAUGUACAUGUGAGUGUAAUUUGGUAUCUAGUCAUUCUAAGCAAAUGCUUAUGUAAACAAAAUCAGUAUUUAUUUGUAUUUUUCGCUUUUUUUAUAGUAUUUAUAGAAAAUAUGUUAUUACAUUGUACUAUGUCCGGAUAAAAUUCGAAUGUGGUAUUAAUUUUUUUUUUUUUAAUAUAGCUUAGUAAGAUAUUGAAGUACAAUUUAUGUCUUAUUGAUUAAUUUUUAUAAAUAUAACUUAAUUUGCAAUCAAGCACAUUUAUUCUAGAUUUAAGAUCAACUUUAGUAUUCUAUCGUUGUAACAGAGAGAAAAAAAAACAUUUUGAUUUUGAUCUGUAAAUAAUAUUUGGGAUAAAAGAUUCACGAUAAAUACAUUUAAUUAAUUAUCGGAACAACAACAAAAAAAUUACAAGAAAAAAAAAAAAAAAAAAAAAAAAAUAAUAAAAAUUAAGAAAAAAAAAACUUUAACCAAAUUUUUUUUUUUUCAACUCCAAAUAAUAAAUAUAUAAAUUUUCAAAAGAAUGUAGUGAAAAAAAAAAUGUAUUAUUAAUGAAAUAUCUAAAUAUAAUUAAUGUUUAAGUGAUAUUGAUAAAAAAAAAAUUGUGAAAUCAAGUAUAGAAUUUUCGAUUAAAGCUGUCUAACUAUUUUAGAAAAGUUAAUUUUAAAUAAUCUGAAUGACUGAAUUUUGUAAAUGAAAGUUGAGAUUAUUGUCACAUGAUAUUGUAUACGUUUUUGUAACGUAAGCGCAAAUGAAUCAAUCGAAAACGUACUUGGCAUUAUUUCUGACCAGAUAAUUGAUCAGUUGAACCAGUCAUUUCGGUCGACGAGAUAAAACCAAAUGAGUAAAUACGAUACUUGAUUUUCGGCAAGAAUAAAAGACUGUAGAUUUUAGAAAUUUAUAUUUGGAUUAAGAUAAAAAUUAUGAUUCGGCAUUUAGCGGUGCAAAAAGUUUAUUCGUUUACUAAAAGAAAAAGAUGAAAAGAAAGUUCAAAAUUUAUAUGUGAUAUUACUUGUGCCACGAAUAAGCUUGGUUGAAAUUGAAAAAAAAAAUUUAUUAACUUCUGAUGAUAAAAUUUUUUCGUAAUAUGGUGAAAAAUUUUUUUGGUUUAACGUCGAAUUAUCUGAACAGAAUGAGCUUACAUCAAAACAUAAACUUAUUGAAGAUGAAUAUUCAAAAAUAAUCAUAAAAAAAACAGUGCAAUAAACUUUUUUUAUGCACUUGAUUGAAUUUAAUAUCUCUCAAGAUGUCGUAAAUAUUUAAUAAUUCUUCGCAAAUUGAAAACAAUUAUGAUUAUAUAUGUAUUUUAUACUUUUGAAAGUGAUAAUCUUAUAAGUAUGUAGUAAUUAGUAACAUUUAUCUAUAUUAAGUACAAUAAUUGUAUCGAUUUGUAUACUUAUUCCAUAUCUAUUUUUUCACAGCUAUUUUAUUAUUAUUUUUCUACGUGCAAUUGAUUUUAUAUUCUCUAGUAAUUGUUUUAUUCCUUUAUUUCGAAUUUAAUUCUUUUUAAAUGAGAAUUCGAAUAUGAUGUAUUAUUUUAUCAAUUUGAUUUCAGGACUUUAAAAUAUUUUUUAAAUACAUUUUUUUUUUUUCAAUAAUGAAAUAUUUCAAAUUACUAGAGAAUGUAUAUAAUUUUUAAUUGUCAAUUUUACUAUUAUAUAUUAUCGGCGAUAUUAAUAUUAUUGAUAAUCAUUUAAAUCCUUUAACGAAAAAAAAAAAAACAAAAAAACAAAAAAAAAAUUAAUAAAUAAUUUUAAAAAAAUAUAAUAACCAACCGAAA
This is a messenger RNA of Microplitis mediator, 7181 nucleotides long. RefSeq lists its product as uncharacterized. Gene Ontology annotation, biological process: regulation of transcription by RNA polymerase II. Gene Ontology annotation, molecular function: DNA binding; protein binding. The record is from RefSeq and is a predicted model, not a curated record. The transcript has 7 exons. Gene Ontology annotation, cellular component: nucleus. The coding region runs from base 623 to 2167 and encodes 514 amino acids. NCBI's taxonomy places the organism in Eukaryota, Metazoa, Arthropoda, Insecta, Hymenoptera, Braconidae.